CAGGCAGGCAAUCGAAAAGCAAACAAUCAAAUACAAAAAGUCCCCGUCAGUCGCAGUAUAUUUUCAAGUCUCGAUUUUAGAGUUUCACUAUUAUAGCCAUAUAUUUCGUUAGCCAUGUCGCUGGUCUAUAUCACUCACCACGAUGAGAACAUCUUCGAUUGUGAGCAAGAGUUUCUUAACCAAUCCGUCAGCAAGCCUUCCAGAAUCUACAAUACCAAGACUGCAAUCAAGGGAGCACGGUUCGCCAAGGCUUUGCGCGACCGCUUGCAGGUGGAGGAUAAGAAGCAUUCGAUCAUGUUGCAGAACGAUGGCAUGCUAAUUCUCACGGAUGCCAAAAAGGCCCACCAUCGCACCAUGGGCUGUGCCCACACACCCAUUGAUCCGCCGUGCGCUUAUCUUCGCAAGAACCAGGGCAUCAAGUGGCGGCGUGAGAACAACCAUGUCUGUCCCAAGGGAGAGAAGAUGCCGCCGUUGCCAGGCAUUGGUUCCAAGCGCACGGAACCGACAAUGGCCCCGAAUUUCAUACGGCGGAAUAUCCAAUGCGCCAAACGUACAGUGCCUUGUCCACCGCCGCCGCGGUACAUUGACACUCCGGUGGGCACACGACACAAUCUUGUGAACUCUGGCCUGCUGCCACAAUUCAUCUGCCGCAAGGACUUUGGCAAAGUGCCCAUUUACCUGAAGAAGACUAAGAAAAUGCUGACCGAGAUGAACGCAAUCUGUGCCAAGGAGCAGGCACGCCUCAUGGAGCUCUGUCGCGGCGUCAAGGGAUUCGCGAAAACCCCCACAGCCGCUGGUGUCAUCGCUGCGCGGGCCCCGCCGGAGGUGCCUGGCAUGCGGGUUAUGGACCAAAAAGAGCGCAAUGAAAUUCUCGAGGGUUUGCGUCAUAGUCUGACCGAGAUGACCAAGCAGUAUCAGUCCAUGUCGCUGCUCAUCGACAGCGUGGCCAAGGUUCAGCGCAAGGGCAAGCUGGAGUCCGAUUUACGGCAGGUGGAGCAAGACAUUCUGUUGCUCGAAACCAGUCCAAUUAUUUAUGUUUCAUUGUAUUAACCAUAGCUUAUAAAAAAAA
This is a messenger RNA of Drosophila miranda, 1069 nucleotides long. Its product is annotated as enkurin. Lineage: Eukaryota; Metazoa; Arthropoda; Insecta; Diptera; Drosophilidae. The record is from RefSeq and is a predicted model, not a curated record. Bases 115 to 1050 code for a protein of 311 amino acids. Gene Ontology annotation, molecular function: calmodulin binding. Gene Ontology annotation, cellular component: acrosomal vesicle. The transcript has 2 exons.